CGAAUUCCUAACAUCAGAACACAUAUUACGGAAAUGGAAAAUCGCUUACUUCUUUUAUGUCUGCUUGUGGGGACCACCACAGCGUCACAUAUAACCUCAGUCUGCAGGAUAUCCAAACCCUGGCAAAUGCUGCCGAAUGUGAAUAAUUGUCAAAGAUUCUAUGUUUGCACUGGCGAUGAGGAGGUGCCAUACCAGGAGUUUAGCUGUCCCGCGGAGUACCAUUUUAGCAAGAAGAUGUUGAUUUGUGUGCCUGGAUCCUGCUCCGAUGAAUCCUUGUUUUGUGGACUAACAAAUAAAGUACAGCGAAUUGAAACCGAUUGCUCGCAAUAUAGACAAUGCUUGGACGAAGGAGCUUACGCCGUUGCCAAGUGUUCUACCGGAAAUUACUUCGAUCCAGGACGGAAAGCCUGCCUGCCAGUAGCUAUAACAGCAGCUCAUCAGUGUAGUUGUGUGCUACCAGAAAACGCAACCCUUUCCAAUCCCAACGACUGUGAGACAUAUUUCCGCUGUCACUCCGGACAGGCUGUGCUGGUGCAGUGUCCAUCGGGAGAUUACUUUAACGAGAAAUUGGCCAGCUGCAUACCGGAUUACACAGGAAUUUGCCUAGAGAAGCCUACAAUGCCGCCAGGGCUCACGGAGGAAGCUCUAGCUAUGGACGAGUGCAUCCGGACAGGUAGUCGCAUGGCGCCACACAGUCGGGAUUGUCAGCGAUACUACGUGUGUACCAAAAACCGGGUGUUAGAGCUGCGCUGUCCCAGGGGUCAAUAUUUUGAUGUAGUUCACCGAUAUUGUAGUCUUGAUCUGAAGAGCGAAUGUCAGGAGCCACAGAAGGAGGAGCACGAGCCGCAGGCGGAGGAGCAGAAGAAAGACGUUCCCGAGGUGGACAUUCCAGUGAAAAAAAAUGUAGAGACCGAAGGUCACAAGCCGGUUCAGAAGAAAAUUGAAAAGGAGGUGGUGUAUCACAAAGAAAGCCCAGAGACGGAGCAGGCCGAUGUUAAACAGCCACAGACUCCAUUGGACGCAGUCAGCAGCUACGACAAGUUCUCAUCCAAAUUCAUUUCCUUUUAAAUUCAUAAUUUUAAGCUAUAAAUUUCUAUGCUUCUACAAUUUAUAGUAGUGCAUUAACACUUUUAAAAAAAGCCAUUCGACUUCAAAAAUUUUAGUUUGGCUUUUACUAGAA
Molecule: messenger RNA, 1180 nt
Organism: Drosophila eugracilis
Lineage: Eukaryota; Metazoa; Arthropoda; Insecta; Diptera; Drosophilidae
Product: peritrophin-48
Exons: 2
Cellular component (GO): extracellular region
Molecular function (GO): chitin binding
Source: RefSeq, a predicted model, not a curated record